Vicia faba (fava bean) is the source of this 2088-nucleotide messenger RNA. The record is from the annotation of a GenBank genome assembly. NCBI's taxonomy places the organism in Eukaryota, Viridiplantae, Streptophyta, Magnoliopsida, Fabales, Fabaceae.
AUGUCUUCUUCCAAAGAUGCAGACCCUAGCUUGGGUUAUCUCACUAGAAAGGAUACAGAGGUGAAACUACCUCGACCAACUAGGGUUAAGAACAAAACCCCCGCUCCAAUUCAAAUCACAGCCGAGCAAAUUCUUCGCGAAGCUAGGGAGCGUCAGGAGGCUGAGAUCCGUCCUCCCAAGCAGAAAAUCACUGAUCCCACAGAACUUGGUGAGUAUCGUCUCCGCAAGCGAAAGGAAUUCGAAGAUUUAAUCCGCCGAGUUCGAUGGAAUGUGAGUGUUUGGAUAAAGUAUGCACAGUGGGAAGAGUCGCAGAAAGACUUUAAACGUGCACGUUCUGUUUGGGAGAGAGCAUUGGAAGUUGAUUACAAGAAUCAUACGCUAUGGUUGAAAUACGCUGAGGUUGAAAUGAAGAAUAAGUUUAUUAAUCAUGCUAGGAAUGUUUGGGAUCGCGCUGUUACUCUUUUGCCUCGAGUCGAUCAGUUGUGGUAUAAGUAUAUUCAUAUGGAGGAGGUGCUUGGGAAUGUUGCUGGUGCGAGGCAGGUUUUUGAGAGGUGGAUGAAAUGGAUGCCGGAUCAGCAAGGAUGGUUAUCUUAUAUCAAAUUUGAGCUUAGAUAUAAUGAAAUUGAACGGGCGAGAGGGAUUUUUGAGCGGUUUGUUCUGUGUCACCCUAGGGUUGGUGCUUGGAUACGCUACGCCAAGUUUGAGAUGAAGAAUGGUGAGGUUCCUAGGUCGAGAAAUGUUUAUGAAAGAGCGGUGGAGAGGCUUGCUGAUGAUGAGGAAGCCGAGCAGCUUUUUGUGGCGUUUGCUGAGUUUGAGGAAAGGUGCAAGGAGGCUGAGCGUGCAAGGUGUAUUUAUAAGUUUGCGCUUGAUCAUAUUCCGAAGGCGAGGGCUGAAGACUUAUAUCGUAAGUUUGUGGCAUUUGAAAAGCAGUAUGGUGAUAGGGAGGGGAUUGAGGAUGCUAUUGUUGGGAAGAGGAGGUUUCAAUAUGAAGAUGAAGUGAGGAAAAAUCCUUUGAAUUAUGAUUCUUGGUUUGACUAUAUAAGAUUGGAAGAGAGUGUGGGGAAUAAGGGAAGAACUAGGGAGGUUUAUGAGAGAGCUAUAGCUAAUGUUCCACCAGCCGAGGAGAAACGAUACUGGCAACGCUAUAUUUAUUUGUGGAUUAAUUAUGCACUCUAUGAAGAGCUUGAUGCCGGAGAUAUGGAGCGAACAAGAGAUGUGUACAGGGAGUGUCUCACCCAAAUACCUCACCAGAAGUUCUCAUUUGCUAAGGUAUGGCUUCUAGCAGCCCAGUUUGAAAUACGUCAGCUGAAUCUCAAGGGGGCUCGUCAAAUAUUAGGAAAUGCUAUUGGAAAGGCGCCUAAAGAUAAGAUAUUUAAGAAAUACAUAGAGAUAGAACUGCAGCUUGGUAAUAUAGAUCGAUGCAGAAAACUGUAUGAAAAGUAUCUAGAGUGGUCACCUGAAAAUUGCUAUGCAUGGAGCAAGUAUGCAGAAUUGGAGAGAUCUUUAGCUGAGACUGAGCGAGCUAGAGCAAUUUUUGAGCUUGCAAUUGCUCAACCAGCAUUGGAUAUGCCUGAGUUGUUGUGGAAGGCAUACAUUGACUUUGAAACUGCUGAGUGUGAAUUCGAGAAAGCUAGAGUGCUUUAUGAAAGGCUUCUUGAUCGAACAAAGCACUUGAAGGUAUGGAUAAGUUAUGCAGAGUUUGAAGCAACAGCUAUUGAUGAGAGUUUAGACUUAUCAGAACAAGAGCAAAAGGAGCAAUGCAUUAAGCGUGCCAGAAGGGUGUUCGAGGAAGCUCUAAACUACUUCAGAUCAUCAGCUCCAGAUUUAAAAGAAGAAAGGGCAAUGCUAUUGGAGAAAUGGCUCAACUUGGAGGCUUCAUCUGGGGAGCUAGGUGAUGUUAGCUUAGUCCAAUCUAAGCUACCCAAGAAGCUCAAGAAGAGAAGGCAAAUUUCUACUGAAGAUGGCUCUUCUAGAAUUGAAGAAUUUAUCGACUAUUUGUUCCCUGAGGAAACUCAGACAACCAAUCUCAAGAUCUUGGAAGCUGCUUACAAAUGGAAGAAGCAAAAGUUGUCUUCAGCUGAUGAUUGA